GAAAGGCAACGGCGAAAUGGUUUGCGCAUUUCUCAGUGCGGGGGCUUCUCCUGCGGUUGUGGACGCCACAGGCGUGAGACCGCUGCACUGCGCUGCUGCUGCCGGCCAGCUUGAGGUGGUGCAGGUUUUGUUGGAGGCCAGGGCGCCAAGUGGCCAGAGGACACUCGAUGGUUCGACGCCCAUGGACAAGGCGGUGGAGAACGGCCGCCAAGAGAUUGUUCUUUUGCUGCAAUCUGCUUUGGGAGGCGGAGGCUGA
This is a messenger RNA of Symbiodinium pilosum, 256 nucleotides long. NCBI's taxonomy places the organism in Eukaryota, Dinophyceae, Suessiales, Symbiodiniaceae. The record is from the annotation of a GenBank genome assembly.